AUGGUGGCAGCAUUGGUAGUGGUGGUGGUGGUGGUGUUAUUAGUGGUGGUGGGGGCGAGGUGGUGGUGGGUGAUGGCAUUAGUAGUGGUAGUGGGUAAUGGUAGUGUUGGUAGUGGCGGCAAUGGUGGCGAUGGUGGUGGGUGGGUGGUGGUGGUGGUCGGAGGCGGCGGCGACGGUGGUAACGAAAAUGAUGGUAAUGGUGGUGGCAUCGCAGGCAAUGGUUGUGGGUGGCGGCGGCGGUUAUGGUGGGUAGUGGUGGCGGCGACGGUGGUAGUGAGUGGUGGUCAUGGCGGUGGUAGUGGUGGUCGGUGGCAGUGGCGGCGGUGGUGGCAAUGA
This is a messenger RNA of Lactuca sativa (garden lettuce), 336 nucleotides long. The record is from RefSeq and is a predicted model, not a curated record. Lineage: Eukaryota; Viridiplantae; Streptophyta; Magnoliopsida; Asterales; Asteraceae.